UAUUAUCACCUUUGACUUUCAAUGUAAACAUUAUAUCAUCUGCUUUAAAACAGGUUUAAAAAAACUAUUUGGCAUUUCAUAUAUUAAGUAUUUGAGAAGAUGUCUUUAAUUACGUGGUUUUUAAUUUUCAAUACUUUAAUUAUUAAUUCAAAAUUUUCAAACGUAGUGUCCGUAACAAUAGAUGAGUGUUGCAAAAUAAACAAAUUAAAUGACGAUUGUUUAAUCAAGUUCAGUAAAGCAAUUAUUCCAAGUUUAGAGGGCAAACAUAAGGGAGAGGCUGGAAAAAUCGCAGUAGUUGGUGGUUCCGUAGAAUAUACUGGUGCACCAUAUUUUGCUGCAAUUUCGUCUUUAAAAGUUGGUGCAGAUUUAGUGACUGUUUUAACAACCGAAAAUGCAGCACCUGUUAUAAAGUCUUACAGCCCUGACCUUAUUGUAAUACCUCACCAUUCCAUUAAUAUAAGUAAAAUUAUACCAAAAAAUGAUUUAAUUGUUAUUGGACCUGGAUUAGGUCGAUCUGAAGAAGCCUUACAUUUUGCCUACAAUGUUAUCUCACUUUGUAGAGAAUUAAAAAUACCAUUAGUCAUAGAUGCUGAUGGCUUAUAUGCAGUGUAUAAAAAUAUUUCUAUAUUAAAAGAUUAUCCUAAUCCUGGAAUCAUUUUAACUCCUAAUAAAGCUGAAGCUAAGAGGUUGCAAGAUGCUAUUGGCGUAACUUAUGGGCCUUGGUAUAGAUACUGGGGUGAUUAUGUUACAGUCUUAGAAAAAGGAGGAGUAGAUCAAUUUCAUUCCAGUCAGUCUAAAUAUAGUUGGUGUCUCCAAGAAGGUGGCUCAGGACGUCGUGCUGGCGGUCAGGGAGACAUUUUAUCGGGGGCAAUGGGAACUUUUUUUAAUUGGGCGAUUAAAUCUGAUAUCUGUGGAGACCUUAAAUCUUUCGAAUUAGCACCAAGUGUUGCAUCAUAUGCUGCAGCAAAAUUCACAAGACUUUGUAACUUUAAAGCAUACAAAUCAAAUGGUCGCAACAUGAUUGCCUCCGACAUGUUAAAAGAAAUUCAUUCUGCAUUCGACGAUUUAUUUUUAUAGUAUGUAUAAUAUAAAAAUAAAUGGAUUUAUAACCAUU
Danaus plexippus (monarch butterfly) is the source of this 1114-nucleotide messenger RNA. RefSeq names its product ATP-dependent (S)-NAD(P)H-hydrate dehydratase-like. The transcript is spliced from 2 exons. Gene Ontology annotation, molecular function: ATP-dependent NAD(P)H-hydrate dehydratase activity. Bases 100 to 1077 code for a protein of 325 amino acids. The record is from RefSeq and is a predicted model, not a curated record. Gene Ontology annotation, biological process: metabolite repair. NCBI's taxonomy places the organism in Eukaryota, Metazoa, Arthropoda, Insecta, Lepidoptera, Nymphalidae.